AGAGAACUUGCUCAUUCCGGUGUUGAGCUCGCUACCAAUGGAGGCGUCCCACAGUUUACUGCUCGUCGCCCUGCUCGCCGCGCUUCAAGGUAAGAGGAUCUGGGAUUUAGCGUUGGUCUAUACGACUUAUUCUGUAUGGCGUGGGUGACCAUGUCCGGAAAUUUGAUCGAACGGAAAUUUGGUCGAAUCUUUUUUUCAAGUUCACGCGUUGAAAUUUUGCUUCAAAUUUCUUUUUGAACGCAUUAUUUUGUUUUACUAUAUAGUAGAGGGCGUUCAAAAAGAAAUGUCUCGUAAAAACUGAAAAAAGAAAGAUUCGACCAAAUUUUCGUUCGAUCAAAUUACCGUCGAUCAAUUUACCGUCGACGAAAUUUCUUUCGAUCAAAUUUCCGGAUACGGCAAUAAAUAGGCAAUAAACUCGAAUGACGUGGCUGAGGGCGUGACCGCAUUAACGAGGCAAAUAUCUAAAAUGCUAUAGAAAGUUGAAGAAAAAACUUUUUAAAAAAUCGUUGUUAGUUUGGAUAAAUCAGAGUGGCUGGCUGAAGUCGUAGAAAGGGUCAGCGAGAGUCAGCGGGACCAUUUUUAUGUGAAAAUGAGCCAGAACGUUGCACCGCGAUUUGUUGGCCCAAAACACCAAGUGCAAUGCCAGGCAGUUUGCACACUGAUUUGUUAGCCGAAACGUAAGAGUCCAUUGCCAGUCAGUGUGCACUGUUGUGAUCUGUUGGCCGAAACACAAAGUGCAAUGCCAGGCAGUUGACACAGUGAUUUGUUGGCCCAAACACAAAGUGCAAUGCCAGGCAGUUGGCACAGUGAUUUGUUGGCCCAAACACAAAGUGCAAUGCCAGGCAGUUUGCACAGUGAUUUGUUGGCCCAAAACACAAAGUGCAAUGCCAGGCAGCUUGCACAGUGAUUUGUUGGCCCAAAACACAAAGUGCAAUGCCAGGCAGCUUGCACAGUGAUUUGUUGGCCCAAAACACAAAGUGCAAUGCCAGGCAGCUUGCACAGUGAUUUGUUAGCCGAAACGUAAGAGUCCAUUGCCAGGCAGUGUGCACUGUUGUGAUCAGUUGGCCGAAACACGAGAGUACAAGUGCCGAAGCUGAAGAAGACCUGAAAGCGAGUAGAGAGUAGUGGAAUUCACAGUGUUUGUAAGACAUGGAGAGGCUGCUAGUUCAGAUAAUAUGUUUGGUGGGUUUUGUGUGUGUGUGUUUUUUUUUUUGUUUGUUCCAUUAAAGAAGAACACUUUAAAAAUGUAUUUUCCUUUAAAAAUGCUUCUAGGCUGGGACAUAGUCCUUGAAUUUAAAUUGAUUUUUAAAGAGAAACAUUAUUUUGUUUGGCGAACGUAUCAGUGUAAGGAUGGGGUCAUGGGCGGGGCAGAAUAGGUUCAUCAACCGAGGUUCCUCUGUGUCACUCUUUUCAACACUCCACACUCCAAGUCAGGUGUGCUCACGUGUAGUUAAUGAUGAAUGUGUUGAAAUUAAUACAUUUAAUUGAACAUACUACAUUCCAACAAUGUUUAAAUGAAUGUUGGUUGGCAGACGGCCAACAAGUAGGUAGGCGUUACCUGAACGACUCACUACAGUGAUUUGAUAGACAUAUGGCAAGGAAGAAUUUCUUUGUUACACAAUGAUUGCUAACACACACACACACCACACACACACACACGACACACACACACGACACACACACACACGCACAUCAUUGAAAUAUGUGUUUCUUUCGCUUUGAUCUAUUGAUGUUAGACGUAAAGCUAUGUCAUGUUGCUCAGUCUAUUGAUGUUAGAAAUAAAACUGUGUUUGUCAGUCUAUUGAUGUAGUAGUAAAGCUGUGUUGCUCAGUCUAUUGAUAUCAGAAGUAUUGAUACGUUUCUCAGUCUAUUGAUGUCGGAGGUAAAGCUGUGUUGCUCAGUCUAAUGAUGUGAAAAGUAGAGCUGUAUUCAGUGGCGUAGCUAGGGUUAGGGCCGCUCUGGGCGGGACGAGAAUGUUCCCCACCCACCUAUUUUCCACAAAAAGCUCGGCAGCUAGCCGAAAAUGCCGCCCGUUCCUAUAAUGGAGUGAAGUGCCGACCGGUCAACUGUUGGUUUGCAUUGUCUUGGGAGUUUUGGAAGUUUUUUUGUUUUUUUUAAAUACCGGUAACACUGUUUAUCUCGAUUUUCGAGUAUCUAGGGAUUUUUGUGUUGUUUUUUUUAAAUACCGGUAACACUGUUUAUCUCGAUUUUCGAGUAUCUAGGGAUUUUUGUGUUGUUUUUUUUAAAUACCGGUAACACUGUUUAUCUCGAUUUUCGAGUAUCUAGGGAUUUUUGUGUUGUUUUUUUUAAACUUGAGUUACACUUAAAAUGUUAGUGCAACGAAAGAAACGGUGAGAGACACAUCACAAUUUUAUCGCACUUGUAGGCCUACACGUUGAAGAAAACAUCACAAUAAUAUGGCACUUUUAGGCCUACGCGUUGAAAAACACAUCACAAUAAUAUCGCACAUGUAGGCCUACGCGUUGAAAUCCACAUCACUAUAAUAUCGCACAUGUAGGCCUACGCGUUGAAAAACACAUCGCUAAAAUAUCGCACAUGUAGGCCUACGCGUUGAAAAACACAUCGCUAAAAUAUCGCACAUGUAGGCCUACGCGUUGAAAAACGCAUCGCUAAAAUAUCGCACAUGUAGGCCUACGCGUUUAGAGACACAUCGCUGAUAUAUAUUUAAUAGUAUCACUGUCACUGUCAGACAUUUUGUAAUUGUACGAUAUUACUUGCAACACAUAGACACUCAAAAAAAUAUAUGAGCACAACAAAAGCUAGUAAACAAUCAAAGUAGGUUGCCAUUAAAAUGCCAGGAUUUGACAGGAAUAUUUAAGAAGCAAACUGAUUAGAUGAAGACCAACCAGCCAAUCUCGGGGCUUGAAUUAUUGGGCAGGGUGCUCGACCCUUGGGCCGGUAGAUCGGCCCAGUCGUCUCAAGAGGGGUCCAAAUGACCCACGAGAAUUUUUUUUUCUUCUUUUUUUUUUUAAAGAAUGAUUUGACGACGUAAUAUUUUACCACGAUUAAAAAUUCCAAAAAUGCUUGGGCGAUAUUUUACAGCGAGUAACACCUCGGGAGACCAUAUUUCUUAUUUUCUUAUUCAGAACUAUUAUGUAUUUAAAAUCUUGCAUGUUUCCAGUAAUUUAUUUGCGGCAGGAAUCAUAAUAAUCCAUGAUCAUCUCUUUUUACAUGGUUUCAACGAUUCUUUCACCAUACAUGCACGCUCGAGGAUAUUCGUGUGAUUUUUAUGGGGUCGGGAGGGUGUGGUAAAGGGUUUAACUGUAAAAGAUUAUGAUUUUCAUAUAACUGUUACCAUUUUUUUUUAAAAUAAUCAUUUGUAUUAUUAGGAAGAGUUGCCGGUGCCGGUUUGAAAUAUGACAACGUCACAGAACAAAUAAUAAACGGACCUUCCCCGGAUGUGAUCCCCAUUCCCAGAGGCAGCUGGGCGCCCCUGGAUGUCUCCGUCGAGUUUGAUUUCAUCAAUAUCGCAAAAGUGGACGCGGAGAGAAAUGAAGUGGAGGUCGUGCUGUGGCAGAGUGCAAACUGGUCUAGUCCGAUUUACGCCUGGAACAUGACAGAGCCCAACCAAGCCGUUAGCAGGGUAUGGCUGUUUUUGUUUCUGUUUUUGUUUUUUUAAAUAUUAGCUUUGUUAGAAGGCCAGAGGCAGUACACAGCGAGGGCUGGUGGCGUAUGAAGAUUGUGCAGAAAGGCGAGGGCUGGUGGCGUAUGAAGAUUGUGCAGAAAGGCGAGGGCUAGUGGCGUAUGAAGAUUGUGCAGAAAGGGGGAAAUCCGCCUGGGGUUGCAACCCUUUUUUUAAAAAAUAUUUAUGUGCGUUAUUUUUCGGUCAAAUCGAGGUUGUUUUUGUUUGCGUGUGUGUGGAAGAGGGGUGGUAAAAGCAUGACCUGUCCCGGGUCGAUGAGUUGGGACGUGCGUUAUUGUUAGUAUUUCGUUUUAAUGUAGAAUCCAACCCACGUUCACCUAAAUGUAAUGUUUCUUUGUUUGUUUCCCAGGUAACCGUGCCAGCUCGCUACGUGUGGGUUCCUGACUUCACCGUCAUCCACGGGGUCUCCGAGAUCGAGUCGCCAAACCUUGUCAGCAUACUACACGACGGCACCGUCCACUGGGUCACCUCACAGCGCAUUCGUGUCCUGUGCGACGUGGGGGACGCCAAAAACGCUUCCGGCGUGACGUGCACCGUCAAGAUCGUCUCCUGGACCCACAACGCCAACGUACUGCGCCUGAACUUUCACCCUUACCGGCCCACUGCCGACACGGCCAACUACUUCCAAGGGUCUCGGUACGAGCUGCUCAACACGACGGUCACCAAAAAUUCGAUGAUGUACCCCUGCUGCGCUGAGGUCUUCGAGGACGUCGCUCUGACCUUCUCGUUCAAGGAGAGGGGCGUCGAAGCGGCAGAAGACGCGGACGCCAGCUCGUCCGCCCUGAGGUUGACCUCCUCCACGAUAGCGUUCAUUCUCGCCCUCUGUUUCGUUGUUAGCUUAAGGCGUAAUUAAUAGCAUUUCAAGCAUUGUUUUUUAAUCUUGCCAUUAUUUAACACUAUGUCAGGUUGCUGUUGUUGUUUUUAAAUGUGGGGUUCG
Lymnaea stagnalis (great pond snail) is the source of this 4601-nucleotide messenger RNA. The record is from the annotation of a GenBank genome assembly. NCBI's taxonomy places the organism in Eukaryota, Metazoa, Mollusca, Gastropoda, Lymnaeidae.